AUGGGCAUUGAGAAGAAUGAAUCAUCCAUGGGUUGUCGUUCUGCUCCUAGUAAAGGCCCAGGACAUUUUCUUUUUGAAAAGCGCUCAUCAUCUACAGAGUUGACUGAUCAACUUGGUACUGGUUCUUCUCAGCGUUCAGUUGAUUCCAUUACAAGACAAAAUUUGGUUUCUGCAAUUGAACAACAUGGUUCCAGUAGGAAAUCUUUGUCAGAGUCGUUGCUUGUUGAUCAAAAUUCUGCUACCGGAAAUGUCUCCCUUCACAAGGACUUUCAUCAUGAGGAAGAAAAAAUCACGGCUGCUAAGACAGCAAAAAACUUAGAAGAUAGAAAUUCUUCCUCACCAGCUACUGAACAUCAAAGAAAUCAUUCAGAUAUGUCAGUCCAGCCAAGCAAUCCUGUUGGUAAAGUUAAUUCAGAGGAUAUGCCUUGCAUCUAUGAAAUGGAAACUUCUGACUCCCACAACGAAGGAAUUGGAAACCUUUCAGUUGAUAAUGAGGACAAAUUAUUACCAGAGAGUGAUUGUACAACUGGAAAGGCUCAUGCAAGUAUAUAUCAAUUGUAUGAAACAAAAAUAGGUGCUUUAAUAAGAAGGAACGGAAUACUUGAAGGACAACUGGCAGCUGCACUGGGAGGUCGCGAAGCAGCAGAGAAAAAUCUAUCCUCCGUUCUGAAGAGCAGACAAGAGAUGGAGAAAAAGUUGGUAGACACAGGGAGGGAGGUGGAGCUGUUGAAAGAAAAGUUGGCUGGUGUAGAGCUAGCUCAAGAAGAAGCCAACAGCUUAUCAAAUAUUGUCCAUUCUGACAACGUAAGGCUUGAGCAUGAUGUGGCUUUCCUGAAGGCUGUUUUGGAUGAUACUCAGAAGGAGUUGCAUUCAACUCGGGGAGUCCUUGCAGGGGAAAGGGCAAGAGCAUUCCAACUACAGUGCAUCGAACCCAACAAAUCUGGCAAAAACAAUUUAUGGCUUGUUGAGUUACCAGUUUAG
Molecule: messenger RNA, 981 nt
Organism: Dovyalis caffra
Lineage: Eukaryota; Viridiplantae; Streptophyta; Magnoliopsida; Malpighiales; Salicaceae
Source: the annotation of a GenBank genome assembly